Molecule: messenger RNA, 1766 nt
Organism: Schistocerca gregaria
Lineage: Eukaryota; Metazoa; Arthropoda; Insecta; Orthoptera; Acrididae
Exons: 2
Coding region: 299-1600 (433 amino acids)
Molecular function (GO): protein binding
Source: RefSeq, a predicted model, not a curated record
UUUCAGAGAAGGUGUUUAGCAAAUGUCUCGUGAGCAGUUGGUUCGGUCGCGCUCGCGAACAGGACGCUAACACUCACUAUAGCACUGGCAUUACCUUGUUUAGAAGGGAUUUUAUACAUUUUGCCGAAUUUGUGGCAGACAGAUAUUGGAUUUUUUUUGACAGCAACGACAAGAGCAAUUUGCAUCGCGCAGUUCACACUACAUUUUCAGCUUAAGAGUGUUGAAUUUUAGAAGCGACGACGGUGAAAAUCCUGAUUAUGGUUAAUAUAGUGGGUCGUCGUAUAAGCUUCAUCGAUUUAUGUUCCCUUGUCAGAGACUUGUAAAAAGGACAAUAUCGGAUGCGCAAAUUCAAAAAGAGAUCAAUGCCAAGGAGGUCGGCAAGUUGCGUGUUUCGGUUUUAGAAAGAUGGCAAGACGUGGAGUUGAGAGAGAAGCUGUUAGAUAUCUGGCAUAACAUUAGCCCCUCCUCUGUACAUGCGUUGGUGAAUUCUCACAUGAUGAUUAGCAUAUUUCGUCAUUUUCCAAGUCAAGUACGAGAAGGAGCAAAACUCGCGACAGUAUGCGCGCCAGAACUGUUGUCGCAAGUAGACCUGAACCAAACUGCGCUCCAUAGGACCCAUCCAGAAUUCUGGAUCGAUUUGCUGUGCCAGAGUCUUGAAAAUAACGCGGACGAAAACAACCGCAUGCGGCAAAUGUAUCGCGAAAUGUUUAAGAAAAAAAUUAAGCACUAUUGGUUCGACAUUGCCAUGGAGUCUUAUCGCUCGUUGUUCUUACUUCAAGCAGCAGAACUUAUCUUGGAUCAUGCAGAACUCAUCCUAAAAUCAACCAGUGACCCAACCAACGACAGCACUCUAGCACAGCCUUCUCACUUCAAUGCGUCUCCAUAUUUUCAGGCCGGCAUGCAAACGCAGCAAGAGCAUCUUCGCAUUUUCUCUACGGAAGAUUGGAUGCGCGACUUCAUCCCCCACAUGGUAGGUGCCAUGAACGGUGAUCAGGCGUCCACUAGUACAGUAAAAUAUAAAGCAGAAAUCGAAAAAAAUCCAGUCGCUCAGCACUAUUUAGGCAGGCUUUACUCUUCCGGCACCUCCUGUCUUCCAAAAGACAUUGACAGGGCUAUCUAUUGGCAAAAGCAGUCUGCAAAUGCCGGGUAUGCCGUCGCGCAAGACGAUCUGGGAUCUUACUACUUCUCACAGCGCGAUUUUUCUCGCGCCAAAAAACUCUUCAAGCAAAGCGCCCGCACUGGAUACAUUCGUGGACAGCUUCAUCUCGGUGACCUGUACUCCAAAGAAUUUGAAUUUAAUAGCCACAAUUACAAAGCCCUCAUCAAAUCGCUCAACUGCUACCUAGCGGCUUCCACCAAUAUGUGGUAUUCCAACCAAGAAGAAUGGGUCGCAUCUAUCGCUAGAUCAAGGAUAGACUCACUCAAGACGACAAUCCUUUCACAGCUACAUAAUUUCACCGUACAACCCAUAUCCGGUUCACACCACUCGCCUCUCUUCUCACGCCGCGUCAAGAAGACGCUCGUGUCCACCGGUAAAAUUCUGCUGAUCUUAUUCCUCUCGCUGCUGGCCGGCGUAUUUUUCAUUUUCAUCUUCUUAUAACCAGCCUAUCGCCGAGUACACAUAGCACGAGCAAGACGUCACUCUCUUGCAAAGAGAGAUGUGCAUUGUAUCAUUGCGCAAUUUGAAAAAGUAUUGUGUAUGAUAUAACGUAUGCACAUUUUUUUGUGCGCGCCUGACUUUUAAUAAAAUUAUUUUCUAUACCGUA